This is a messenger RNA of Macrosteles quadrilineatus (aster leafhopper), 2902 nucleotides long. RefSeq lists its product as uncharacterized. The record is from RefSeq and is a predicted model, not a curated record. NCBI's taxonomy places the organism in Eukaryota, Metazoa, Arthropoda, Insecta, Hemiptera, Cicadellidae. Bases 105 to 1790 code for a protein of 561 amino acids. The transcript is spliced from 6 exons.
UCAAGGCUGUAGUGCGCGCUAGUGCCUAGUGGAUCAUGUGCCGUUGGAAUUGUUGUGUUGCUUGACACAUAUUGCCGACCAGUCAACACAUAGCCAGGAGGACGAUGGGCACGCAGCUCAGCAGUGCCCCCACCAUCGCCCUGUUCGGCUGCCUCCUUACUAUCACGGCUGGUAUUGCAGAGACGGGCAACAGUGACAUAUGGCCGCUAGAGAGGCCAGAGGGCAUGCCUGCCAUACAGUCACUGGAGGUGAUGUGUGGUAAGGAUCAUAUGGACGUCCAUCUCUCCUUCACACAACCCUUCGAAGGCAUCGUCUCGUCCAAGGGGCAGUACGGAGACCCGAGAUGUGUCUAUGUUCCUCCGUCUACCGGCAAGACCUUCUUCUCGUUCCGCAUCGCGUACGCAAGAUGUGGCACCAAGCCGGACCUGAACGGGCAAUUCUACGAGAACACAGUCGUGGUCCAGUACGACAAGGAUCUGCUAGAAGUGUGGGAUGAAGCUAAGAGAUUGCGGUGUGAGUGGUACAACGACUACGAGAAGACGGCUUCUAAGCCUCCCAUGGUGAUAGCGGACCUGGAUGUCAUACAGUUGGACUUCAGAGGAGACAAUGUGGACUGUUGGAUGGAGAUCCAGCAUGGUAAAGGCCCCUGGGCUCCUCCUGUUAGUGGGAUCGUGCCUCUGGGAUCCACCCUCACCCUUGUAGUGGCCAUCAAUGAUUAUCGGGGAGAGUUUGACAUGAGGGUGAAGUCCUGCGCAGCUUCAGACGGAGGCGGCCACAUCAUCCAGCUGAGCGACGAACACGGCUGUGUCCUGCGACCAAAGAUGAUCAGCAGAUUCUUGAAAGCAAGAAUAGCGGACGAACGUGCAUCAGUCAUAACAUAUGCUUUCUUCCAUGCCUUCAAGUUUCCAGACGCCCUCAGCGUUCACAUUAAAUGCAAAGUGGAGAUCUGCAGACACGGAUGCCUCGACCAUUGUCAAAUAGGGGAUGAAAGCUACGGAGAGAGUGUUCCUCAGGAGACCUACAGACCGUUGGAGAGAAGAGACCCGAUGCAACAGAAGCCGACACCUCCGGAGAAGUCGGAAGUCCCUCAAGAUACCUUUGGCGACCUUAUAUACGAUGACAUUUCCAACAUCGGGGACGAUCUGAUCAAUAAGCCAAAGCCGCAAAUGAACGUCAACCACCCGGAGGCUCAGCAUCAAACUGCAGGCAAGAACCCUGCACCCAUCAGGGAAAUUGUGGACGACAUUCCUCGGCCUUUCCAUGAGCCCCAGAUCAGACCAGCCGGUGGACAUGAGAGGUUUCCUCAUGGUCCCAGGAACCUAGACACUGAUUCAGAGCCUAUCAUAGGUACACUGACAGUGUCACAACGGCGGCGGCGCUCCGUGGUGGUGUCUGACCGCAAGGUGCGCAGUGCAGACGUGGGUGUGAGCGGACUGUACGAGGUCAUCUCCGAGGCAGACUUGGCGUUCACCCCGGACUCCAAGGCGGAGGCUGUCACAGUGUUCCAAGGCAGAAUCAGAGAGGAGGUUGUGUACGGGAUAUGUCUCCCAGUGCCGGGGUUCAGUGUCUUGUUCUUCCUGGUGGCAGUCUCAUCUGUCGUGUCAGCACUCGUGGCUGGCUCCCUGCUGUACCGCUACCGAGUGCAACGUGAAACACAGCAGCUGGCCGCGCAACAACAACGAGCGCGACAACCCGACAACACCGUCGUACUCAACUCCCUCACUGGCUGGAUGGCCCUGAGACUGCUACGAGCCCGUGCGCAACCGACACCGCAACAGACUUGCGGAUAGACAGCUCAGUGACAAAUGCUCAGUUCAAGUAAUGUGUAUUGUGCCAAAGAGGUUAAUUAGUUUACUGUAUAAAUAUUUGACAGUUGAUGAAACUAGUUUUAAGACGUCUGUUAUUACGUUUUUGUUAUUGUUAUGUUGUUGUGUUGUAACAAAGACAGCUCAAUUAAUUUAUGUUUUACGUCAUUUAAAUGUUGGUGCUCUUAUAAAGCUUUUAGGGUAGUUUUUGUUAAGUUUUGAAUCUUAGCCUAGUUAGGUAGGUUUGAAACGGUCUUUAGACUGCCGUAAAAUUAAUCAAAUUUAGUGUAGGUCUAGAAAAGAUGGAAAAUAGAUUCACGCUUCCUGCAAGUUAUGUAAGUUUUUAAUGUAAAAAAUUCUGAGUUAAGUAUAAACAACAUUCACAAAGCCAUAAGAACACUUCAUAUGGAUGUUACAGUACACUCCUGAUUAUCGGAGCCCCUGAUUAUCCUAGGUAAUUUUUGGCCCAAAUAUAUAUUUCAAUUUCCAGUAGGAAAACAACAAUUACUUUAUUAUAGUAUGUUUCUAUUCAAGGAAACCUAAAAAAGCAAUUAAUUUGCGAUUUAUUGAAACAAAUACAGUACAUGGAAUAACCAUUAAGUAUUAUUUUAACGUUAGAAUGAACCGCAAUAACCUUAAGAAUAAAAAUUACUGUAUAUAGUACAGUACUAGGUUGGCCGGCUACCUACGGAAAACUAAACUGGACGACUGCAGAACAUAAACAAUAGCAGUGUCAGUCUUCUUCAUUGUAUGAUGUGUUUGAUGUGGACAUUAUUGUGUCAAGUUAUAGAUCAGGUGAAACUACAACGAAAUGUAAUUUUAUGCUUUUUAAACUAGAAAGAUCCGUAUUAGGGUUUUGUUUUAAAUAAUGUAGUAUAGUAUAUUGGUUUAUCAUAAUUACAAUAAUACUGUGUUUAUAAGCUUUUCUAAAUAACUUCUCGAUCAGCAUUGUACGUGUUAUUAAAUUUACUUACCGUAAAGCUUUUCAAGACGAUUGAAGAAGUUGAACUUGUUUGUUGUGUUAUUUUUUUCUUUAACAAUACAGUACUAUGUUAUUUGGAAAAAAGGUUGCUUCAAAAUUACAUAUAUCAUUUUUC